Molecule: messenger RNA, 2697 nt
Organism: Naegleria lovaniensis
Lineage: Eukaryota; Heterolobosea; Eutetramitea; Acrasida; Naegleriidae
Exons: 1
Coding region: 1-2697 (898 amino acids)
Source: RefSeq, a predicted model, not a curated record
AUGCAGAAAGCUCUAAUUGAUCUUUCAAUCAAUAAUAAUAAGGAGGAAAAUGUAUCAGAUGCAACGGAUAAUCGUGAGGAGUCGUUUGGUGAGCUUGAUGUCCGCCUGAUUCACCCACUGGUUUCAGAAUGGAGAUGUGGCUGGUCCAUGCUAUUACAACACAAUCAAUGCAUGAUGAACACGAUCAAAAUCUCUCAAGAGCCAAUGGACAAUUUCAAAAUGGAGGAAUUUGUGAAAUUCAGAAAAACAAAAUCUACCUCUCUCUCCGAAAAUGUGUUCAAAUUACUUCACUUGUUUCAUGUGGAACGAUGUGUGGAAUUACAAAAUAAUUAUUUAUUAUUGUCUUCAGGUGAUCAUACCAACACCAUCAUUGAUGUAUCCACUGGCUAUCUAAAUUGGAAUUGUGCAAUUUUCAAAUUGACCCACUUGGUUCAAGAUCUCACUGACGGAAGCAAUGAGUUUUUUAGUGUGGCCACUGAAUACAUUCAACCCAUUGCAAUGAUUAUUCAUGAGAAUUGCUUUGAGUUGACACAAGAAAUGCUUCACAGUGAAAGUGACAAGAAUCGAGAAAUUCGAGCGGGCAUUCAACAAUUUAGAGACAAAAUUCUCGAAUAUUCACAGCAAGAACAACAACAGCACAAAUAUUCACAACAUGCUCAGCAACAACAGCCCACUAUUGGAUUACAAAGAUGGAACAAGUCAACAUUCUUUGAACGAUUCAAGGAUGAUUAUGCCAAUUUCAUGUGUGUAGGAUAUCCUAAAGAGAUUGUUUACAAAAUUCUUGAAAUGGCUCUUGAGGAGCACUUUUCUGGAAAUUCAUUAGUUGCCUUUUCAUUGCUGGUUCCUCUUCUUGAGAGAGGUCUCCAAGACUCCAUAUAUAUUGACUUGAUAUACAAGAACGACAAACAAAGAAUUCAACAAUUUGAGGACUAUCAAAAAUUACCAAAAUUUAGUGAAUUAUUAGUCAUGCAAGAAUUGAAGGACAUUUAUGGAGAGGACAUUGUGCUCUUACUGAGAUGUUUAGUUGGCCCUUUGAACUCUAUCAAUUUGAGAAAUGUUGCUCUCCAUGGAUUCAUCUCAACUCGAGAAUUUCAAGAUUGUUACUUGAGUUUAAUUUUACUAAUUAUUCCAUCCAUAGCAGAAAAAUCUUUGAAACAUGUUCAGAACACGAUUGGAUUGAGUCAAGCAUCUCUGAAACGACCAAUCAUUGAUUUGGCGAAUUGUAAACCUUUACAAAAUAUAUUCCAAGUGAAUCAGUCACUGGAAGAUAAUUUCAUUACCACUACGUACAACAUAGACCGUGAAGAGCUCUUUCAACUAUUAGAAAAUUCAUUAUUUGUAUUGGAUGAAUGGAUACCACUUUGGAAAAAGGCAUUUAUCGAAUAUUUUGAUCAUCAAAAUUAUUACAAAACAAUUUCCAUUAUAUUUCCACUGUUUGAGCACUCGAUACGAAGAAUUUUCGUGUGUGUGAACAAGUGUGAAAAUCGAUUACUGACUGCAGAGAAGAAUAGCUUAUAUACUACUCUCGAUAUUCUUUUUACGACGAAACCUAUACUUUCCUAUGGAAUUGAGAAGAAUGCAAUUUUUGACAUUAUUGACAACAAGUUAUUGAAUCCAAUUUUCGAUUUACUGAUAUGGGUCGAAAGUCCUAGAAUUAGAGACUUGAUAUCUCAUGGAAAUGUUAAUAUUGAUACGAUACCUCAUGCAUUAAUGGAUGAAAUUAUCAAACUCAUGCUUGCUCUUAUUACCAAAUUCGAUGUGAGACAAGUACUCUACAAUGACACUCAUUAUUUCUCAAAUCUUCCUGAAUUUAUUCAACGUGCUGUGAAUUAUUUUGAUAACGUGUAUGACUCUCCUUUUCAUUGUAAGAGUAUUUUGGAUCGACAAUUGAGACAAACCUUUGAAAGUUUAGAACAAAUGGAAGGAAUGGAACCAUUGAUUGAGGAAUUUAUACAAUCACCCUCAUUUGUUCAAGUUCGAAAAGAGGUAAUUUCCCAAGAUCCACAACAUGAAAUCUUGUUGAACUUGUUAGAAGUUAUGAAUAUGGAACUUGAUUCUCUCAUUCAUUUUACAGAAGUGUAUUACAAUAUUUCUCGUCCUUCGAAUGGUAAGAAUGGUAACAUUGGCACUAGAGAGGCAAUGACCAAACAUCUCAUUCCAGCAACACAUCCAGUCACACUCUCUGAUAAGGAAGUGAAAAAAACCAAUCAAUUAAGAAGUAUUGUCCUUUCGCUCGAAGGACUGAUUCAAAAAAGUAUAGAAUUGAUGAAUGAACAAAUUCCACUCGUGUCCUCAAGUAACCACCACAACUACAACAACCACAGCUCCUCAAAAAAGAAACCUCUCAAAUCCAAAGAAAAAACAUCCAUUAGUUUAAUACCUGCUGCUUUUCAAACGUUCAAACGAUAUGCCAUUUUGUGUCUCUCAUUGACCUAUGCUCAGUAUUAUCAUACCAUGGACACACAAGACACACAAGUAUCAAGAGUAUUGGAACGUGUGGUUGGAGGAACAGGAACUUCAAUCAAAUCUGGAAAGGUGGUUCGUGGUUUGGAGUUGAUUUCAUGUAUGAUUUCAUUGUCUUCAGAGAAUGUUGAACAAUUUAUACUCCAUUCUAAUUAUCGUUUCACUGGAAUUUCAAAAGGAGAAGUCGAGCGAUAUCAAGUCAAUAUUCGAGAAUUGGUGAAAAUGGUGCAGUAA